Messenger RNA from Aspergillus pseudotamarii, 834 nucleotides. RefSeq lists its product as uncharacterized. Lineage: Eukaryota; Fungi; Ascomycota; Eurotiomycetes; Eurotiales; Aspergillaceae. The record is from RefSeq and is a predicted model, not a curated record. The transcript has a single exon. Bases 1 to 834 code for a protein of 277 amino acids.
AUGUCUACUGGCAGUUCUUCAAACCCCGGGAAUUGGAUCAUUGGCAGUUAUACUGGAGAUAGCGAUGCGCUUAAAAUUACCAUAGCAGCUUUUAUUGCUGUCGCCUGGUACAACGCCCUUGAGUUAAUUAUCCUCAUCUUCAAGAAAUUUACGCACUACAAUGGGAUCUAUUUUUGGAGUAUGUUCAUCUCAGCGGGCGUGGGGAUCCCAUUAUACUCCCUCGGGUUUCUUAUGAAAUUCUUCGACCUCACAUCGGCCGUUUGGUUAUCCAUCACGCUCGUGACUAUUGGAUGGUGGGCAAUGGUCACCGGACAAUCAUUUGUUCUGUAUUCCAGACUCCAUCUUGUCGUGCAAAACUCGAUGAUUCUACGCCUAGUCUUGAACAUGAUUGUCGCAAAUAUCUUUCUCCUCCAUGUGCCAACCACUGUUUUGACAUAUGCCGCCAACUUCUCGGGCUCCCAUUCAUACGUCACUGCAUACAAUGUGAUGGAGAGAAUUCAAGUGGCAGGAUUUUGUGUUCAGGAACUGUGUAUCUCUGGUUUGUACAUGUGGGAAACCUAUAGAAUGUUGAAGAUCAAUCCGUUACGCAGCAAUCGCAAAAUCAUCAUUGAACUAUUCAUGAUAAACAUGAUAUGUGUUCUCAUGGACAUUGGCCUUGUUGCCGUGGAGUCUGCGAACUACUAUAUCUAUCAGACAACCCUGAAGGCUACCGUGUACAGUAUUAAGCUGAAAAUCGAGUUUGGGGUUCUUGGGAGACUAGUUCUUGUUGCGACUGGAUCUACUUGGAGGCCGCAGCUGAACGAUGCCAAUGUCCAUGCCUCAGCUUACCUGUGA